AUGACGUUGACUCACUCCAUCGGAAAUGAUGGCACCCAUGUGCUUUACCUGUCCGUAUCCGGCAAGUAUCUCUUAGUAAACGGUUCUACUAUCGAGGUGGUAGACGAAAUACCGCUUGCUUACUCCAAGGAAACCGCCACCCCUGUUUCAUGUGUUUUGGGAACCAUCAAGUUGAAAAUCAACAAAUACCUUAUUCUCGCUGAUAGGCACGAGAUCACUGGAUCUAUCAUGGGCAAACACAUCGCCAAGGUGUCUUCGUUCAAGAUCUAUACCCUCGGUAAUGAUAGCAUUUCCAAGAAGGAUGCCGAGGAGGGCCAGUAUUUGAGCUUGUUGAACCAGCACUUGACUAACGCCACGUUGUUUUACUCCGUGGACAAUGCCUACGAUUUGACCAAUUCUUUGCAGAGGCAAAUUGCUGGGGUCAAGCCAAUCAAGACCGAUGCUCGUUUCUGGUGGAACAAGUAUUUGUCAGAGGAAUUGCUCUCUUCUGGAGCGGUAGACUUUGUGUCGCCGGUUAUUUACGGAUACUUCAAGUCACACUCUGCGUUCUUCAACGGUGGACAGCUGUUGGAAUUUGCGUUGCUCACACGUAGAUCGUGGCUCCGUGCUGGUACAAGAUACUUCCGUCGUGGAGUUGAUGAGGAAGGAAACGUCGCCAAUUUUAACGAGACUGAGCAGAUCUUCACAACAAGUAAUAACCAGAUCUACUCGUUCUUGCAGACCAGAGGCUCUGUGCCAGUGUACUGGUCAGAAAUCAACAACUUGAAGUACAAGCCUAACUUGGUCCUUUCCUCCAGGCCAGCACAGGAGGCUACUGCUAAGCACUUCAAGGAGCAGGUGGAACUCUAUGGUGAUAACUAUUUGGUCAAUUUGGUCAACCAGAGUGGUUACGAGCAACCUAUCAAGGACGCUUACGGAAAGGCCGUGGAAACCUUGCCGGAAAGCAUCGCCGAACAUGUCAAGUACAUUUACUUUGACUUCCACCACGAGUGCAGACGUAUGCGUUGGGACAGAGUCAAGCUCCUUAUUGAGCAUUUGAUUGAGUUGGGUUUCACCAGCGACAACUACUUCCACUUUGACCUCACCGCCAACAACGUCAAGAAUUUACAGAACAAGGUAGUUAGAACCAACUGUAUGGACUGUUUGGAUCGUACCAACGUCGUACAGUCGAUGUUGGGCAGGUGGGUGUUGCAGUCCCAAAUGGAGGACUCACACUAUUUGUCCAGGGACAACACCACGCCUUGGGAGAUCAUAGAUCCACAGUUUAACCUUUUCUUCCAGAGCUUCUGGGCUGAUAACGCAGAUGCAGUGUCUUGUGCAUACUCGGGUACUGGUGCCUUGAAGACCGAUUACACCAGAACUGGUAAGAGAACCAAGUUGGGAGUACUCAAUGAUGGAAUCAAUUCCGUAACCAGAUAUUACCUCAACAACUACAAGGACGGAUACAGACAGGAUUCCUACGACUUGUUUUUGGGUAAUUAUAGGCCGUUCCAGGACUCUAUCUCGAACCCAUUCAUUGACAGAAGAUCUCCUUACAUACAGUUGCUUCCGUACUUGAUUGGUGCAUCAUUUUUGGUACUUGUGGCGCUUGUUAUGUACCCAAGCGGGUCCCUUUUCAGCUGGAAGAACCUUAUUUUCGUGGGUACAUGCGUGUACUUUGGCUUCCGCAAUACCAGCUACGUGUUCAAGAAUGGCUACCAGUUUGUCAACUGGCCACUGUUGAUGCCAUUGGACUACUUGAAGAAGUCAGACGUGUUCAACUUGGACGGUAAGUUUGUGGGUAUCCGUUAUGAUGAGCACGAGAACUUCAAGACCUCCAAGAAGCGCAAUUAG
Molecule: messenger RNA, 1833 nt
Organism: Sungouiella intermedia
Lineage: Eukaryota; Fungi; Ascomycota; Pichiomycetes; Serinales; Metschnikowiaceae
Source: the annotation of a GenBank genome assembly